Molecule: messenger RNA, 378 nt
Organism: Suillus bovinus
Lineage: Eukaryota; Fungi; Basidiomycota; Agaricomycetes; Boletales; Suillaceae
Exons: 4
Coding region: 1-378 (125 amino acids)
Molecular function (GO): nucleic acid binding; zinc ion binding
Source: RefSeq, a predicted model, not a curated record
AUGGGUCGGGUACGGAGAUCUCGUACACAUCAUGCACAACGUGACGUGCAUCGAGCAUCCCGCACAAGGGCUCGCACAAAAGAUCUCGAUCAAAUUCAGCUCAUCGAUCUAGACCCGAAGAACCGAGCUGCUCUUGAAGCACAGCCCAUUGAUCUCGAGAAACCUGGUCUUGCCCAGCAUUACUGCGUCGAAUGUGCAAAAUACUUCGAGACUGAUUCUGCGCUCCUGUCACAUUGGAGGGGGAAAGUACAUAAACGACGAUGCAAAGUUUUGAAGCAACCUGCAUAUACGAUAGAAGAAGCAGAAAGAGCUGCCGGACUUGGGCGAGAAGGGAAAAGAACGCCAAUUUCUGCACAAGCCAUGCCGAUAGAUACUUAG